UGAGUAUUGUCAGGAUCUUUUUCCAACGGAAGCCCGCUGGACGGGCUGAGUCGUCCACAAUCGUCAUCUGCGCAGCGUGUGCGCAGGCCCGGCACCGCCACAGCUCUUAUCCUGCUUCACUGGCUCAGCUGAGUCUCUGUAUCAGAGGCGUCUCUGACAGAACGGUCGGCUCCGUGUGAGAAACGCCAUCCAUGCUGGAUCACAGAGAAGCUCCCCUCAGCAGUGCUUAAUCUGGACGUUAUGGCAGCUGGUCUGAAUCCUCGCAUUCUCGCCUCACUCAGAUGAAAUGGAUUUACCUGCUUCUUGAACCUGGAUCUUCUCUGCUUUCGUUUUCCACUGGAACAUGCUCAGCUGGAUUUUCCUCCUCUACGACUUGGUUUCUGGGAUGCAAACAGGAUAUCUGGAGAUUUUGGCCUUCUGAAUGUCGCCUGGUUCCCCAUGGCAUGCUGUUUCAGGUCCCACCACCAUGGAAGCUGGACGCUUAACACCCCUCUUCCAGAUGAUGAAGCGGAGCAGCACCACAGCACAAUGGUGGGAGAGGGGAGCAGCGCAGGGGACACUACCCCUCCCCCGAAGCGUAAAGGCAAGUUCUCUACCAUUGGCAAGAUCUUCAAACCCUGGAAGUGGCGGAAGAAGAAAAGCAGCGAGAAGUUCAAAGAAACAUCCGAAGAACUGGAGAGAAAGAUGUCGACAAGGCGCACCCGACAGGAGCUUAUAGAGCAAGGCCUGCUGAAGGAGGUCCCAGAUAAUGACGGAGAGGCCCAAAAUGUGAAGCAGUCUUACGUUAAGAAUGGCCACACACUGCCAGUCAGUGGAGGUGGAGGAGGAGGAGGAGGAGGAGUCAGCACUGGGAGGAGCCCAGGGAACCAGGUCAAGCACCACGGAGAGUCGGACUUUAGGAUGAACCCUGGGAGGCUCACCCAGCCGGAGGACCACAGGGGCCGCUCUCCCUCAGACGGAGACCGCCGUGGAGCUUUGUGCUCCAGGGGCACCGGACUACAUGAAGACGGGUGGAGAAGUGGGGGGAUGGGGGCACGUGCACAUGGAGAGGGUGAAUGGAAAUCCAACUUGGCCUGGCAGGGACAGAUCCACGCUCAGAUGGACGACGGCAGGCGCGGGGGCAGACUUCACCCCGACGACGGGAACAGGAGGCCCGGGCUGCAGAAAGCCCCGUCGGAGGACGGCAGGAGGAGGCCUGCAGAAGCAGACUGGAAGCCAACGCUCCCUCGACACGCCUCCGCAGAGGAGGGAAGAACCCGCAGAGAGUCAGACAGCCAUUUUGUACCUGACCCAGAGGCCCUGCAGGACACCCUUCGCGAGCCUCUGCCGCCUAAACAGUCAGUCAUGCCUCCCAAGUGGCUGAAGACUUCCACCCCUGAGCCGGGCAGCGACGGUCCGCCUCGGACCCCGUCCAACCAUCCUUCCAGCCAGUACCCCUCCCCCUCGGCUGGGGCUUCGAAGCCUGUUCGAUCCGUGUCUUCUGCGGGCACCAGCACGCACCAGCCUGCGCCUUCGGCCCUGACGCCCACCUCGCAGGGCACCAAGCAGCCUCCUCUGCCUCCGCCUAAGCCCGUAAACAGGAACAACGCAGCCAUGCUGGUAUCCGCCCUGCAGGGGGGAGAAAACGCUCAGCUUCCUCUCUACUGGUCCUGCUGGAAGCGAGAGUGCGACUACGACGUCUACUUGUCUCUGCCCGUCUACCUGUGCCGGCGGGCCGGAGGCCUGCGCUCAGGUGACUUUAACCAAGCCGCAGGGGGUGCGAGUCUUCAUCCGGCGAAGCCAUCUCCUCCAAUGCCUCCUAAGAGGACAACCCCGGUCACUAAACGCAACACGGAGGACUCCACGGCGAGCCAUCCUGUCAACCCGUCCCCGCUCUCUGUGGAGGACCACAGCAACCUCCCCCUGGGCUUCCAGCUGCCCCCUCCUCCUCCUUCCCCGCCCCUGCCCACCCACAUACCUCCAUCGCCACCCCGCCAGCACAUGCACACCCACCACCUCCACCAUCAGCAUUCCUACCCGCACCCGCUGCCCCAGCCCAUACCGAUGCUGUUCGACCCACCGAGCCCGACCGUGGAGUCGCCCCAGCGCCCAGCCCCCGUCCCGCUGCACAUCAUGAUCCAGAGAGCCCUGUCCAGUCCCGGCCCGGCGCAGCCGCACCCAGACGGGGCGCAGCGCGCGCACGCGCUACUUUUCGAGACCCCUCCGGACUAUCAAGCGGAUCGCGGGCGACCUCUGCCUGUCAGCAUUCAGCCGCUAAAACUAUCUGAAGACGACUACUCAGAGGAGGAAGAUGACGAGGAAGAGGAGGAGUAUGAUGGGGAGAUCCCCCAGCCAGAGCUGGAGCCACGGAGUCGCCGCUGCCUGGUCGGCGACGCCGGCGUUUGCGUCCUUCCCGGGGAAAAUAGCAGCGAGGAGGAGGAAGACGAGGAAGACGAUGAGCAGGGUCAGCAUGACGGGCACAGGGAGGACAGCGAUUCAGACGGCCCUGGGCACCAUAAUGAGGAAGACUCCGAUGAAGAGGACGAGCCCCCACUCAGUGCUCUGGCCAGCAGGGUCCAGAGGAAGGACACUCUGGCUCUGAAGCUGAGCAGCCGGCCCUGCGCCCCGGACAGGGACCGGUUCGCGCAGGAGAGAAGCAACAGAGAGGAUCACCCUCCGGGGCAGACGGGCCUAACCUGGCAGAGCAGGGAGCAGUGGGAGGCCAUUCGCACACAGAUCGGCACCGCGCUCACAAGGCGGCUCAGCCAGAGACCGACUGCUGAGGAACUUGAGCAAAGAAACAUCCUUCAGCCCAAAAAUCAGGCUGACAGGCAGGCGGAGGUCAGGGAGAUCAAACGGCGUCUGACCAGAAAGCUGAGUCAAAGACCCACAGUCGCAGAGCUGCAGGCGAGGAAGAUCCUGCGUUUCCACGAGUAUGUGGAGGUCACAGAAGCCCAAGACUAUGACAGAAGGGCGGACAAGCCGUGGACCAAGCUGACUCCAGCAGACAAGGCGGCCAUCCGAAAGGAGCUCAAUGACUACAAAAGCACUGAAAUGGAGGUUCACGAAGAAAGCAGAAUUUACACAAGGUUUCAUCGGCCUUAGGGUCCACGCGCUCGGAUAAAGAAGCACUUAAGAUUUCCGUGAGAAGAAGCGGCUCUGUGCGCAGAUUGCCCCCCCCUCCCCCCGCCCCCUCAACAUUGCCAGACUUUGCUGUACUGUUUAAUCGGGGAGGAGCCUGGAAGUAACUCACAACGUGGAUCCUCUAUGCCUGCCUUCCAUCGCCCUCUCGCUACAUCGCUUUUUGCCUCACCCAAGGCGGUGGCGGGCGAGGUCCAGAUGCAGUAUUUCUCCUAGUCGACGGGGGGGAGCGUGCAGGUUAGGAGGGGGAGAGAGAGAGACCCAACGUGCCAACGAAGGAGUGAGGCAGAGGAGGAGCGACACUACAGGGCUUACUCUCGCUCUGCUGCUGCGUGCGUGGUACCCUUCAGAGACUUGGAUCUACUUAAAACCUUUAACGCGGCCUCAUUCUGUGUUGCCUUUUUCUUCUCUUCGAUGUAAAUGGAAACGCUAACUCGUCUUGUUAAUGUUACUAGAAUCCAAUAAAAGCAGUGAUAACGAUGAGGACCUAUCACAUUUCACACAGUAAUAAUAGAUAACGGAGACUGAAGGACCGGAAUGUGAAGAUUUGGACGUUUUCCGCUUUAGGACUUGGCAUCUCUGGGAUAUUGUGUUUUAUAUUAGUGAUGUACAGACUGCUGUUGUUAUAUCUUAGAAUGCAACUGGGGGAAAGAUGUUAUGAUAAAGUAUCCUGUUAUGCACAAGACAUUUUAUUUUACAGUUGUAACCACAUGAAUAGUGAGAGCUUUUAUUUGAGCCUUUUUUGUUUAAUUGUUUGCCUUUGCCUGUGUUUGUGGUUGUGAUUUUGAGGUGGCCAAUUUAGCGUCAAACUAGCUGCAGAAAAAAAGAUGUGCAGGUCAGGGAGGCCAUCUGCGUUUUUUUUUUUUAACGCGUGCCAACAUAAGCAAUGCCUGAAGGACUAUAGGAAAAUGAUUUUUAGCAGUCCACUGCAUGAGCCGACCAGACGUCCAGCGUCUGGAUGAUCUCUCUUCAUUUAUACUUUUUUUAUCAGUUUGUUUUUUUUACUUCCUUUUAAAGAUUGAACAAGCAAUGCAUUCUGUAGCCAUUUUAAAAUAAGGUAAUUCUCAUAGCGUCUGUAAUAAGAGCUUAAAUAUACGUUGCUGUGAGCUUAGAUCAGGGAUUUAUACACACACACAAAAAAAUAAAUCAGAAAAUGUAUAAACGGUCAACAGGGAGUCCAUUUUGGUAAAAAGGAUUUUAAAGCUGCAGGUGUGUUUUAUUGUAUUUUUGUCUGGCCAGUAGCUUACAGGGUUCUCUAUGCUGUGUAUAGGUUCAUAUAGGUUUAACUAAUGCUUCUGUAUAUCUUGUCUUCCUUUCAUUUGGGAAAUACAUUUGAAAUAUAAAGGUGUUAUAGGUUGCUAUUUUUUUAAGUACAAAGCAUUAGUAAUGAUUAAAUGCUACAAGAAUGGAAACAUGAACGCCUUUCUUUUUCUGUAAAAACAAAAAACAAGUUGAGUUUUAAUUGGAUGUUGAAUUGUAUGAGCUGAUGAGUUUUUUUUUUUUUUUUUGACUGUAAAUAGUCAUAUCUGGAUCCAAAUAAAUAAUGCUAUAAUUCUCUGAACCUCCUAUGAAGUGA
This is a messenger RNA of Fundulus heteroclitus (mummichog), 4696 nucleotides long. RefSeq names its product phosphatase and actin regulator 4b (gene phactr4b). The transcript is spliced from 14 exons. Gene Ontology annotation, biological process: actin cytoskeleton organization; neural crest cell migration. Gene Ontology annotation, molecular function: actin binding. The record is from RefSeq and is a predicted model, not a curated record. NCBI's taxonomy places the organism in Eukaryota, Metazoa, Chordata, Actinopteri, Cyprinodontiformes, Fundulidae. The coding region runs from base 439 to 3084 and encodes 881 amino acids.